AUGCAACUAGCGUUUUUGGACUUUGAAGCCGCGUUCGACUCUCCUCACCGUGGCCGUCUUCUCAACGCGCUGAGCGCCGAUGGAGUACCAGGAAAGUUCGUUCGCUUGCUUGAUGACAUGAAUCAACGAACAACUGCUGCAGUUCGAACACCAGCCGGAUGUACAACACCGUUUGAAGUGGUAACUGGAGUAAGACAUGGAGCACUGGCAGGACCUUUCCUGUUCAAUUUCGCAAUCGAUGACAUUAUGCGAAGAACAGUCGUCCAGUGUCCUGCCGACAUUGUCGUAGCACCAUCUGGGUGCCCCUUGACUGACCUUGAGUACGCCGACGAUGUUGUCAUAUUCGCGGAAAGCAGUACGAAACUUCAACAUGUUGUCAACCUUGUAUCGAAGCUGGCUGCAGCCUAUGGACUACGUCUACGCCCUGAUAAAUGCAAGCAGAUGUGGAUCUCUUCGAGACCUCGAACGGGAAUCAGGGUAAACGGACAACCGAUAGAACUCGUCGAUGAGUUCUGUUACUUAGGCUGUACGCUGAAGAACAACGGCAACUACGAGAGAGAUGUUCAGCGAAGGUGCGCUAAGGCCACUUCUGCAUUUAACUCCUUAACGAAAUGCCUGUAA
This is a messenger RNA of Necator americanus (New World hookworm), 621 nucleotides long. RefSeq lists its product as uncharacterized. Bases 1 to 621 code for a protein of 206 amino acids. The record is from RefSeq and is a predicted model, not a curated record. The transcript has a single exon. Lineage: Eukaryota; Metazoa; Nematoda; Chromadorea; Rhabditida; Ancylostomatidae.